UCGGCACCGAAUAAACGUCGUUAUCGGCAGUGGCAGCAGGACAGCGCAUAUAUAAAGAGGGAGGCAGAGCCCUUGGUUCCUCAGUCGAUCAACUUGAGCAGGAGAGAAGAUCAUCGUUCUCAGAAAAGUACCGAAGAGCGGCCAUAUAUCGGAAGAUAAUACGUCUUAAUCCGUUGCCGGAGUUUGCCAAGUUUACGUUACACGCCAGUCAGCGAACGGGUUAUUGCUCUUUGAACUUAGGCGAAGUCCAUUCCUAAACAGUUUACGUUGAGCACUGUAAAGAAGCGAUUUGAAAAAGUGUUCAUUACCCGCUUGUUUCAAUGUCUUUUUCCGUUGUGUCUGCUUAUCAAAAAGUAGCGCCAAUGGUGGUUACUUACGAUCUAUUACGCAUGCCUGCAACUACUGGUCGAAAUACCACCACGUUAUGGCAACAUGAGUUUCUGUCGACCAUGGAGAACGCGACAGAAGGCUGGGAAACUGAGUUAGAAGUCGAGACUGUGGCCGAAGCAACUUUCCAGCAAGGGGCAAACGGAGAACAUGAAUAUUCCGGUUCUGACCAGUUCUUCGAGCAGCUGAAUGGGACACUGCAGUCCCUAUUCGACAGUUCAGCAGUUGCUGCUUCCCCGCUGAUGGCAUUCAUCUUACUCGGCCUCGCCGCGAUUCUCGCCGUUUGUAUUCUCGUGCACCCCCUCAAAGCGUGGUGGCUCAAUUACAACAUGAAAUCAGCAGUAGACCCGGACAGCAAGCUCAACCACCUCCCGAUCCCACCUGGCAGUUUCGGACUUCCUUUCAUCGGCGAAACUCUCGCAUGGAUCACCCAGGGUCCUAAGUUUAAUUCCAAUCGAAGAAAGAAAUACGGCAAUGUCUUCACCACUAAUGCUAUUUCUUUACCAAUCGUCAAAGUAUCGGGACACGAAUACGUUAAAGAGAUUUUGACCGGGGAGCACGACAAAGUGACAACGAUUUGGCCUUACACCGUACGUACCAUCCUGGGUUCACAUGGCAUAGUCAACUCGAUCGGCGAUAUCCACAAGUACAAAAGAAAAGUCGCUUUCAAGGCUUUCACACGUGCUGCAUUGAACGACUACGUUCCGAUAAUGAGAAACCACGCCACCCGUAUCGUACGACAAAUGCAAGAAAGCGACCAACCGCUGGUGUAUCCAAACAUGCUUCGAUUGACGUUUGACGUUGCGGUCAAUGCUUUGCUUGGAUUGGAAAUAAGUGACCAAGUCGAGCUGGACAUGUUGUUCAAAACCUUUCACCAACUAGUCAGCAACGUGUUCUGCCUUCCAUACAACGUUCCAGGAUUUGGUUUUAAUAAGGGAAUGAAAGCACGAAACCAACUUUUGGACUUGCUUCAAAUUCAUAUAGAAGCCAAAAAGCAAGCGGUGUUUUCGGAAAUCAAUAAAAGUGGGGAAGGAGCGGAUCCGUGUGAUGGACUUGCUUUUCGGGGGGCACUUGGCACCAUUCUCUACGAGGAAAUUAAAAACUCAAUCAGACUGAAGAAAUUAAGAGAAGAAAGCAACUUGGACAACAACAACACAAAAUCCGAUGCCGACAAUGAGUUUGAAUUAGGCGACUUGGAGAUCAAAGAAAUUGCGAUUGAACUAAUGUUCGCCGGUUACUACACCUCUGCCAGUGCUCUUACAUCCGCUAUACUUGAACUAGCGCGCCACCCCGAUGUUUUCUCUAAGCUUGAAAAUGAACUACUUCAGCAUGGUAUCCUGCGUGAAGAUUCAUCUGAUGAAGAACACAUGCCAGAGCUUAACCUUCAGAACAUACACAAACUAACCUACCUCGAUCAAGUCCUAAAGGAAACCCUCCGCAUUCGACCACCAGUCCUCGGCGCAUACCGACGAGCCAAAAAGACCUUUCAAAUCGGGGACUAUCGCAUCCCGAAAGGAUGGACCGUCAUCUACAACAUCCGAGACACACAUGAGCUCGAAUUUGAACAUAUGACUGAGUUUGACCCCGAACACUUCGCCCCCGAUGCCAACGAUAAGAAAUUCCGUUUUAUUCCAUUUGGAGGCGGGCCUCGUGUGUGCAUUGGGCAAGAGUAUGCGCGCAUUAUAAUGAAAGUCUCUCUCAUUGAAAUGAUAAGAUGUAACAGCAGCUGGAAGCUCGCCAACAAGACCCUACCCAAAAUGGUGGCCAUUCCAACCCUACACCCGAAGGACGGCCUUCCUGUACAUCUCCAACCGAGAAAAACGGUCGGAGUUGUAACCUCCCGCAGCGAGCCGGUUGCCACUGACAGCUCGUAAUAAUGGAUCAAGGUGUAUAUGAUGCAGCGAGGAAUUCAAACGCCAACCGCGGUGUAAAAGAUUUCAGAGGGGAUAUCUAACUUAUUGCUUCGCCCUCUAACAAACUUUUCGACGUUGCAACAUCCGCUUUUAAUCCCGACAUCUAUAUUUUCGCAUACUUGUACAUUUUCCCCAAUAUUUCUUCACUUUUUGUGUUUUGUCGUGCCAACAGCAUAACUAAUUUGUUUUUCGUAAAGAGGAUACAAGUGAUAGCCACACACCAGCAGUAUUAUUCUAAUUAUCUGUUAAUUUAAUUCCUUUCACAUUCUUCAUUUACAUUUCAGCUACAAAAUAGCUGAUUUAACCUCCAGAACAUGAACCCUUUUUAUUCUAAAAACCUAAGCAGUAUUUCCCUUGAUUCUUUUAAACACCGGAAUGAUUAAACUGGCACGUGCUGUAAAAUAGUUGAACGCGUUUUCCCGCUUGAAGGCGUCAGCGUCAAAAGCGCUGUAUAUGCCGUUUGUUCCGCAGUGUGUUUUGUUAUUAACUUGUUUUCUCGUCAAGCCUUCUCAAUACAAAAGCUCUUCUUGCA
Messenger RNA from Ciona intestinalis (vase tunicate), 2832 nucleotides. Its product is annotated as cytochrome P450 26B1. The record is from RefSeq and is a predicted model, not a curated record. Gene Ontology annotation, biological process: sterol metabolic process. Lineage: Eukaryota; Metazoa; Chordata; Ascidiacea; Phlebobranchia; Cionidae. Gene Ontology annotation, molecular function: monooxygenase activity; oxidoreductase activity, acting on paired donors, with incorporation or reduction of molecular oxygen; iron ion binding.